This is a messenger RNA of Aureobasidium pullulans EXF-150, 380 nucleotides long. RefSeq lists its product as uncharacterized. The transcript has 2 exons. The coding region runs from base 6 to 164 and encodes 52 amino acids. The record is from RefSeq and is a predicted model, not a curated record. NCBI's taxonomy places the organism in Eukaryota, Fungi, Ascomycota, Dothideomycetes, Dothideales, Saccotheciaceae.
ACCUCAUGAUCCCGGACCCCACCUUGAAACACUCCGAGUAUUCCAAGUCCUUGUCGCGACACCUGUUUUCAACAGCAUGGUCGGGCCGUUGUCUGGUACUUCUGUUGAGCUACUUACUGCUUCUAUAUAAGUCUGCACGCGGAUACAUGACACCACAACUCUGAACCAGCUUGAGUUAAAAGCACCAAUUAACCCCGUCCAGAUUCAACACCGCCUCUCCGCACAGCCCCGCCUAUUGCCUUGAUAUUUUGCCUACAAGAUCCCUCCAACAACUCGACCGUUCCAGUGCGUACAUAGACUUGUACAGAUGGGUUCCUUUUUCGAGUCAAACGAUUAUCUCAUGGAUUCAUUCGAAAGACCAUACCCGAUCUCUCAAGAUG